GCAAGCGUUUGAUCCAUUCAACGACGCGAUUUCUAAAUUCGUGAAAAUAGGUUGCAUAAAUGAAAUUGAAAGCGAUAUGAUGGUAUAAGUCAUUUUUAUUGCUCCUGUAGAAUACAAGACGAAGGAGAGACAGUAAUACAUGGGGAUGACAAUCAACUUUGUACCUACUUCACUGAUGCCGCAAUCCAGCAGACAGCAGUCAGGUGAAUGGCGGCAAUCAUUGGCGGCUUUAUUGUGCAUGCUGUUGUGUUUCGUUGUAUUGCUUUCUGUGUGUUGUAUUGGAAUAUAUCUGAUCAAAGAUAAACCUGUUUACGAGGAAUUGGUUGAUUACUUGGACAAAUCGAUUGCAAUCAGUAAAAUUAAUUACAACCAACAACUUGGAUUUUUUGAGCUUGAAGAAAAUGAACUGCAAACACUGGAACAACAUCGAAUGUACAAGACUUUGUUAUGGUCAUUUUUAUUUGCCGAUUUGGGAUGCUACUUUUUCUUGACCAUUUGUAUCCUGAUAUACCUGACUACAGAUACAAAUAGAGGCAAAGCACAUGUUGUUUUCUGGUUAUUUUUUGUGUUAGCAAUAUUGUACUGUGUAACGGAGGUGCACGUAUUAGCAUUCAUGAUUUUCCCAUACGCAUCACUGCUGCCAAGUGUCACCGAAAAUUUGCUGAAUCAUGCCAUACCGUACAACCCUGGUGGACUGGUGCAAAUGGAACAAAGGCUGGGAUGUAUUUUUGAUUUAAAUCUUUACGCCGCUCAAAAGAGGAAGCAGAAUCCAUCGAAUACUUGUGAUCCAUACAUUUCGUCAGCUUUCAUAGGAAAAGGUACACUUUGGACACUUUUGGCUUUACGUUUGAUCCCAGUGGUCAUAUUUGUAGUACUGAUUAGCAGAAAGGUGACAUUGAGUGAGACAGUGGCAUCAGUAGCAGAACGACUCCGAGCAUCAAUAAGAUCUGACGAUAUAAGAAGCAAGAAAGUAAAUUAUAAACAAGAUUUUUCGAAUGGUAAAACGACAGUAAUUGGUGUCCCAUCAACAACAAGCACUCGGCCUAACGUUGCAUUACCACAACCAGCCCUAUUAUUACCUGCCGAUAGCGAUCACAGCACAAGCUAUAACAAUGCCGCAUUCUUUGCAACGUCGGGCGCACCUGGCCUAAGUGGCUUAAGUAGCUCAAGAAGUAGCGAAAUAUCAAGGAGUGAUGCUAUCGAUUUGUACAGGCCACCGGUGCAAACAAGUAGUAGUAUAAUGUCAGAAGUUUAACUCUAAGCAUCGAGAAUCCCCAAAAUGAAAUUGUUAAUGUCAAGGGACACAUGAGAUAACAAC
Messenger RNA from Loa loa (African eye worm), 1318 nucleotides. RefSeq lists its product as hypothetical. Lineage: Eukaryota; Metazoa; Nematoda; Chromadorea; Rhabditida; Onchocercidae. The transcript has 9 exons. Bases 140 to 1255 code for a protein of 371 amino acids. The record is from RefSeq and is a predicted model, not a curated record.